UCUUCUCGCCUCUUCAGCUCCGGGGGUAGCCCAAGGCCGACAAGAGAGCAUCAGGGAUCCGAGCUCGAGGGUGGUUGGCUCUCGACCAGGCGUGGUGAGACGCCGCUUGCUUCCUACACUUCGUCCCCGGCCCUGGCCCUGUGGCAGGCGCUCGGUUCAAGAUGAAUCUCAACUUCACCUCCCCUCUACACCCGGCGUCAUCUCAGAGGCCCACGUCCUUCUUCAUCGAGGAUAUCCUGCUACACAAGCCUAAGCCGCUGAGGGAGGUGGCCCCUGACCAUUUCACCAGCACUCUGGCCUCCCGGGUGCCUCUGCUGGACUAUGGCUACCCACUCAUGCCCACACCCACCCUCCUGGCUCCUCACCCCCAUCACCCACUACAUAAGGGAGACCACCACCACCCUUAUUUCCUCACCACCUCGGGGGUGCCGGUCCCCGCGCUGUUCCCGCACCCCCAGCACCCGGAGCUGCCGGGGAAGCACUGCCGCCGCCGCAAAGCUCGCACGGUUUUCUCGGACUCGCAGCUCUCGGGCCUGGAGAAGAGAUUCGAGAUCCAGCGCUACCUGUCCACGCCGGAACGGGUGGAGCUGGCCACGGCCCUCAGCCUGUCGGAGACGCAGGUGAAAACGUGGUUCCAGAACCGGAGGAUGAAGCAUAAAAAGCAGCUGAGGAAAAGUCAAGACGAACCCAAAGCGACUGAUGGGCCGGAGAGCCCCGAGGGCAGCCCCCGCGGCCCCGAGGCCGCACCCGCCGAGGCUCGGCUGGGCCUGCCCGCCGGCUCCUUCGUGCUGACGGAGCCGGAGGACGAGGUGGACAUUGGGGACGAGGGGGAACUGGGCUCAGGGCCGCACGUGCUCUGAGCCGCCGGGCUGGGGAGGCGGGGAGGACGCCGCGGGGCUGGCCUGGGGGAUCGGCUCCGGGAAGACAAACGCUACACACCUGUUAACCCUCCAACCCGUGCGGGCCCGUGCGCCCGGCCUCCCACCCCCUUCCCCCGCCCACCCGCCCGCCGAGCCCGCGCCGCCAGGGCGAGAGUGCGCCUGCUUCGCCCGUCCGCGCGUCCCGCGCCUUCGGCAGCGCCCACGGGAGCUUGGGCUCUCGGCGCCCUAAUUCGGUGCGGGGACCUCUUCCCUGCCGCGACUGCAGACCCCUCGGCCCUCGCCCUCAGCCACCUGUCCCCGCUCGUUGUCCAGGCGCUGCGGCCUCUCCACCGGACCCCUUGCCCUUCCUUGGGCAGACCGAUGGGCUGCAGGUAAGGACCGGGUGUUCCGCUCACAUCCACUCCGGGGGAGACUCGCGCGCUGCUCGCCGCCACGCUCCCACUCUCCCCGACUCCCUCCUCUUCUCAGGGCGGCGCUUCCAUCCCCUCUCUCCAAGGUUCUCCUCAAGAGCUCUUGGUUCUGCACCCAGAAC
This is a messenger RNA of Cervus elaphus (red deer), 1413 nucleotides long. RefSeq names its product brain specific homeobox (gene BSX). The coding region runs from base 162 to 860 and encodes 232 amino acids. The record is from RefSeq and is a predicted model, not a curated record. The transcript is spliced from 3 exons. Gene Ontology annotation, molecular function: DNA binding; DNA-binding transcription factor activity, RNA polymerase II-specific. Gene Ontology annotation, biological process: regulation of DNA-templated transcription. NCBI's taxonomy places the organism in Eukaryota, Metazoa, Chordata, Mammalia, Artiodactyla, Cervidae.